Messenger RNA from Cinclus cinclus, 1259 nucleotides. It is a transcript of the gene RFC4, whose product is annotated as replication factor C subunit 4. The transcript has 10 exons. Gene Ontology annotation, biological process: DNA-templated DNA replication; DNA repair. Gene Ontology annotation, molecular function: DNA clamp loader activity; ATP binding; DNA binding. The record is from RefSeq and is a predicted model, not a curated record. The coding region runs from base 59 to 1147 and encodes 362 amino acids. NCBI's taxonomy places the organism in Eukaryota, Metazoa, Chordata, Aves, Passeriformes, Cinclidae. Gene Ontology annotation, cellular component: nucleus; DNA replication factor C complex.
UGAGGGCGUUGUGCGGCUGACGCGGCCCUGAGGGGCCUCGGCGCAGCCCGGCACCGCCAUGCAGGCCUUCCUCAAGGGCCCGGCCUCUAUCAGCACCAAGCCCGUCGCUGCCAAGGAAAAGAGCGCGGCAGGGAGCAGCGGGGAGGGCAAGAGGACCAAACCUAUCCCCUGGGUGGAGAAAUAUCGCCCCAAAAAUGUGGAUGAAGUUGCCUUCCAGGAUGAAGUUGUAGCCGUGCUGAAGAAGUCCCUGGAAGGUGCUGAUCUUCCCAAUCUGUUGUUCUAUGGCCCACCUGGAACUGGGAAGACUUCCACUAUUUUAGCAGCUGCUAGAGAACUGUUUGGGCCUGAUUUAUUCCGGCAAAGAGUCCUUGAGUUAAAUGCUUCUGAUGAGCGUGGGAUCCAAGUGAUUCGGGAAAAAGUGAAGGCUUUUGCUCAGCUAACGGCAUCUGGAAGCCGUUCAGAUGGUAAAAUGUGUCCUCCUUUUAAAAUUGUGAUCCUGGAUGAAGCAGACUCUAUGACUUCAGCAGCCCAGGCAGCCUUAAGACGCACAAUGGAAAAAGAAUCUAAAACAACACGUUUCUGUCUUAUUUGUAACUACAUCAGCAGAAUAAUUGAACCUUUAACAUCUCGAUGCUCCAAAUUCCGCUUCAAGCCUUUGUCUGACAGUAUCCAACAGCAGAGGCUGUUGGAUGUUUCUGAGAAGGAACAUGUGAAAAUCAGUAAUGAGGCAGUAUCGUACCUGGUGAAAGUGUCAGAAGGGGACUUAAGAAAAGCAAUUACUUUCCUUCAAAGUGCCACUCGCCUAAUGGGUGGGAAGGAGAUCACAGAGAAGAUAAUCACUGAAAUUGCUGGGGUCAUCCCCAAAGAAACAAUUGAUGAGCUGCUAUUGGGCUGCCAGAGUGGUUCCUUUGAGAAACUAGAAACACUGGCAAAGAAUCUCAUCAGUGAGGGGUUUGCUGUUGCUCAGCUUGUAAACCAGCUGCAUGACACUGUUGUGGAGAGCGAAGAUUACAGUGACAAGCAGAAAUCUGCCAUAGUUGAGAAACUUGCAGAAGUGGACAAAUGCCUGGCAGAUGGUGCUGAUGAAUUCUUGCAGCUGGUGAGUCUCUGUGCCCUUGUGAUGCAGCAGCUCACACAGAACACCUGACUCCUCCAGCAGCCCUCUCUGCCAGGGGUGGCUGGGGCUCUCAGAGCAGGGACCUGUGUACUUCUGUCCUGUCUUUUUUUUUGCAAUAAACGAACUGCACUGCAGUUGGAAA